GACUGUGAAUGCAGAGGAUUUCCGAGUCCCAAUUUUGAGGAAGCCCCGGAUGUCUCGUUAAGUUCAUGGCUGUGGGAAGAGGUUUCCUGGUUCUGGGGCUCCUAGAGGGGUCUUUUCGGUUGCUGGAGGGCUGCCGUAUCCUCCAGUGAACAGGUUCAGGAGCUCUUUGCGAGGUCUGAGCGCCUCUCCGAUAACCGAGGGACUGUUGCUCUCUACCUGCCGGUGCUGACUGCCAGUUUCGCAUGUUAUUCUUUUAAGUUGAUCUGAGAAGGCCCACUUCUUGUUCGAGGGAUGAUGGCAUUUGAGCAGAUACCAAAAAAGGAUUGGUACAGCAUUCUGGAGGCAGACCCAUCUGCAAGUGUGUCAGACCUGAAGCAAAAGUAUCAAAAACUCAUAUUAAUGUAUCAUCCGGAUAAACAAAGUGCAGAUGUACCAGCAGGAACAGUGGAGGAAUGUAUACAGAAGUUCAUCGAAGUUGAUCAGGCAUGGAAAAUUCUAGGGAAUGAAGAAACAAAAAAAGAGUAUGACCUGCAGCGGCAUGAAGAUGAUCUAAGAAAUAUGGGACCAGUAGAUGCUCGAGUAUAUCUUGAAGAAAUGUCUUGGAAUGAAGAUGAUGAUUCUUUUUCUCUGAGUUGUCGAUGUGGUGGAAAAUACAGUGUUUCCAAGGAUGAAGCAGAAGAAGUGACGCUGAUUUCUUGUGAUAUGUGUUCACUAGUUAUAGAACUCCUUCAUUAUCGCUGAGAUUGUUCACUAAGUGGAAUUCUUUAGUGUAUUCAGACACAUGGAGGAAAAUCUACUCCACCUUUGUCCAUUCAGGCAAAUGUAUAAAGCUGAUUAAAAAAAAGGAUUCUUUUUUGUCAGCUCUAUUAUUUGCAGAAAAAAAUAUAAGACUGUCGAAGUCCACCUAGAUUAAUAGAAAAUUAAUUUCAUUAUUCAUAUGUAUUUACAUUUUAUAUUUACAGAUCGCUAAGAAAGGGGGCUUGAAUUAAAAAUUAUAUUUAGUGAAUUCCCAUCUGAGAAGUUUAUUAUUGGUGCAUUUUCUCCUUGGUACAAAAUAUAAGAAUUUUCCUUUCUUCAUAUAAGUGUGUCUCAUCUUUUAAUGGGUCACAGUAUCAUCAUAAUCCUUUAUAGUUGCUAAGUUUUUGAAGUAACAUAUUUCUAGCUGCUAAAGUUAUAGGCCUUUUGUACAACUAUUUCAAAUCUCAGGUCAUUAGAAUUAAGUUAGAAUCUUCGUGAAUAACAUGUGAGCCUAGCUCUCCCAUGAUGAAGGCUAUGGAUAUUCAUGAGUUAUUUCAAAGUUAGUAAAGUGAAAUGGCAACCGGAGAAAGGAGGAGAGCCUUGGAGUCAGAAAACCGUGGCCACUGCGUUGCUGGUAUGAUGAAGUGGACUUUUUUAAUGUGUUAUUAUUGAUUAUAGUAAAGCUUUUAUUUUUCUAUAUAUUUAAUAUUCUAUGGACCGUAUGAGUCAGAACUCAUUUAAAAAAUUUUAAGGAAUCCUUUAUAGGAUCACUGAAACAUUCUUCCUUAAUUUCAAACGAGUAAGCCAAGCAUGUGACUUAGCUUUUUAUUAGGUCAGACUCUUGGUUUAUUGUUGGUGUGGACUUAUAAGACUAGUUAGUACUCUGCCUUGUAAAUGUAGCUAAAGUAUGAGGCAUAUUCAAGAGGAGUAAAUUACUUUCCUUAUACCUGUACAACCAAAAAUUUGAAAGUGAGGUUGUUCCAGGUUUUCCCUAAAAAUAUUUUCGUAUCAGAAUUUAGACGACUUAUUUUGGAUUACACUUUUAUCCAUAUAUUUUGAACAAAUAUAGCUUGCAAGAGUGGGUGUUGCUUAUUCUUUACAUUUAACAAUUAAAAAUAACUCAAACUGAAUAGCAAAUAGUUUAUUAGUAAGUACAUGGUUUCAGUGACAAUAAAUUCACUUUAGCAGAAGACAAUAAUCAAAUCAAAAGAAUAAA
Orcinus orca (killer whale) is the source of this 1954-nucleotide messenger RNA. It is a transcript of the gene DNAJC24, whose product is annotated as DnaJ heat shock protein family (Hsp40) member C24. Bases 292 to 741 code for a protein of 149 amino acids. Gene Ontology annotation, biological process: positive regulation of ATP-dependent activity. The transcript has 5 exons. The record is from RefSeq and is a predicted model, not a curated record. NCBI's taxonomy places the organism in Eukaryota, Metazoa, Chordata, Mammalia, Artiodactyla, Delphinidae. Gene Ontology annotation, molecular function: ferrous iron binding; ATPase activator activity.